AUGUGGCCGUCAAAGGGCCAAAACUUCACACUUAUUAGGCUUGACCAAUCACCACAGAUUAUGCGGUUCUUCAUUAUUGCCUUGUGCUUGACGGCCUACACAGUUCUCGCUGGUGAAUAUGCCGGAGGAGGAGGCGGAGGAGCCGCUGAUGCCGGAGGUUCUGCUGGGGGAGCCGGUGGAUACAGUGGUGGAGGUGGUGCUGCUCCAGCUGGAGCCGCUGAUGCCGGGGCUUCUGCAGGUGGAGCCGCAGCUUCUGGAGGUGGAGCCGGAGCGUCGGCAGGUGGAGCCGGUGGAUACAGUGGCGGAGGAGGUGCUGCUCCAGCUGGAGCCGCUGAUGCCGGAGCUUCUGCUGGUGGAGCUGGAGGAGCUGGAGGAGGUUCAUACCCUGGCAAGAAGGUGAUUCGAGCCCUACGAUUGGCCGCCUAA
Molecule: messenger RNA, 426 nt
Organism: Caenorhabditis bovis
Lineage: Eukaryota; Metazoa; Nematoda; Chromadorea; Rhabditida; Rhabditidae
Source: the annotation of a GenBank genome assembly